GACACGGCAGUGGGCGGGGCUUCCCGAGGCGGGUGUGGAUUCCGGCAGUUGAGGAUAGCAGGCGCGCGCUGCUGGGCCGGCGGCGCGAGGCAAAGCCCUGUGGGGGGUCUUUCUGAGGGUAAGGCGAAUGGGCCGCCUCGAGGAGUGAAGGCUCCCUCUCCCUCCCCCGACGGUGCGCGCGCACAGAGGCCCGGCUUUACGAGGGGCGCCAUGGAGGGCAGUGGCCGAGGCGGAGGUCCGUCGGCGCGGGGAGCCGGCCGCGAGAAGAAGAAGGGCAAGAGCCCCGAGGAGCCCACAGUGGCGGCCGUUUCGGCGGGAGACCCCGGCGGAGGAGGAGGGGGAAAGUCCCGGAAGUUUAAUCUGAAAAGGGUGAUGGCAGAUGAGCUUGAGAGAUUCACAAGCAUGAGGAUAAAGAAGGAGAAGGAAAAAUCAAAUGCGGCACAUAGGAAUUCCUCUGCUUCCUAUUCAGAUGUUUCAGGUCAGCUGCUUCAGGAAAUCUCAGAUGAGGAUGUUCUGGUCCUCUUUGAGCAGAUGCUGGUGGAUAUGAAUCUAAAUGAGGAAAAACAGCAGCCUCUAAGGGAGAAGGAUAUUGUCAUCAAGAGAGAGAUGGUCUCUCAGUACUUGCACACUUCAAAAGCGGGAAUGAGUCAAAAGGAGAGCUCCAAAUCUCCUAUGAUGAAUAUCCAGGAACUAAAAUCUGGUCUCAGAGAUGCACAACUUCUUAAUUGUUUGGAGUCUUUGCGUGUAUCACUCAACAAUAAUCCUGUCAGCUGGGUGCAAAAUUUUGGAGCAGAAGGCCUGAAUUGCUUGCUGGACAUAUUGAAAGGACUUCAUGAUGAGAAGGAUGACAUUUUGGGGCCAUAUGACACCCGGAUCAAACAUGAGAUAAUUAGGUGCUUAAAAGCUUUCAUGAACAAUAAGUUUGGAAUUAAAACAAUGCUCGAAACUGAAGAUGGGAUACUGCUUUUGGCAAGAUCAGUGGAUCCCAAAGUCCCUGCCAUGAUGAUUGAUGCUAUCAAACUACUCUCAGCCCUCUGUAUCUUGCCUCAGCCUGUGGACAUGCAUGAACAAGUUCUGGGGGCAUUGACAGAGCGAGCAGAAAUGGAUGAAGUGGAACGAUUCAAACCUAUUUUGGAUGGUCUAAAAAGUGGUACCUCAGUGGCAUUAAAGGUAGUCUGUCUACAGUUGAUCAAUGCCCUAAUAAUCCCAGCAGAUGAACUUGACUUCAGAGUUCACAUCCGCAGUGAGCUGAUGCGUUCUGGACUCCAGCAGAUCCUCAAGGAACUACGUACUCUGGACAAUGAGGAGCUAUUGGUGCAGCUGCAAGUAUUUGAAGAAAGUGGAGAAGAAGAUUCUGCUGAUCUCAGAAGCCGAUUGGAGGAUGUUCGCAUAGAAAUUGAUGACCCCAGUGAAGUCUUCCAGAUUCUCCUCAAUACUGUAAAGGAUUCAAAGGCAGAGCAGCAUUUCCUUUCCAUGUUGCAACACCUCCUGCUAGUCCGUAAUGAUUAUGAGGCCAGGCCUCAGUAUUUUAAAUUGAUUGAUGAAUGCAUUUCACAGAUAGUCCUGCAUAAAAAUGGUGCUGACCCAGACUUCAGACGCAAGCAUCUUGAUCUUCAUAUAGAGGGACUAAUAGAUAACCUGAUUGAUCAAACUAAGGUGGCAAAAAGUGAGGCUAAAGCCAUAGAACUGGAAAAGAAGUUGGAUUCUGAGUUGACAGCACGUCAUGAACUGCAAGUGGAAAUGAAGAAAAAGGAAAACGAUUUGGAGCAAAAAUUACAAGAUUUACUUCAUGAGAAAGAAACCCUGGAAUCAGAGAAAGAACAGGUCUCCUUAGAGAAAAAAAGCCUGGAAAAUACUACUUCCUUGCUGAAUGAUCAAAUUGCUUCUCUGAUGCAAGAACUUGAGGAUCUUAAGAAGAAAAUGGAACACAUCACUUCUUCAUCUGUUUCGCCUGGAGGGGCAGAGGUUUCUCCUACUCCUCCACCACCGCCUCCUCCCCCACCUCUUCCUGGAGGAGCAGCAGUGCCUCCUCCUCCGCCUCCUCCUCCUCCCCCACCUCUUCCUGGAGCAGUAGCAGUACCUCCACCACCUCCUCUCCCUGGAGCAGCAGCAGUGCCUCCUCCACCACCACUCCCUGGAGCAGCAGGAAUUCCGCCGCCACCUCCGCCACCUCCUCCUCUUCCUGGGAUGGCAGGUGUACCACCCCCACCACCACCUCUACCUGGCAUGCCAGGAAUACCACCUCCACCUCCACCUCUUCCUGGGAUGACAGGGGGACCACCUCCUCCACCACCUCUACCAGGGAUGGCAGGGAUGCCGCCACCACCACCACCUCUUCCUGGAAUGGCUGGGGUACCUCCACCCCCACCACCUCUUGGAGUGCCUCCUCCCCCCAUGCCACCUGCAUUUGGGUCCAUGACAACUGCAGCUCCAGCUCUGCCAUUUGGAUUGACUCCAAAGAAGCUUUACAAGCCAGAAGUUCAACUGCGAAGAACUAACUGGUCUAAGAUUACAGCUCAGGAGUUAUCAGAAGACUGCUUUUGGGCCAAAGCUAAGGAGGAUCGUUUUGAGAAUGAUGAACUCUUUGCCAAGCUGACUCUUGCCUUUUCAAGUGCACAAGCCAAAUGUAAGUGAUGCUUAAAGAAACAACAGGAGAAUGAAGAGGAGAAGGGCCAAGCAAAGAAGAAGGUCAAGGAGCUGAGAGUGCUGGAUUCAAAGAAUGCACAGAAUCUUUCAAUAUUUUUAGGCUCCUUCCGCAUGCCUUAUGAAGAGAUCAAGAAUGCUAUCCUGGAGGUGAAUGAAGUUGUGUUGACUGAGUCCAUGGUGCAGAACCUGAUUAAGCUAAUGCCAGAACCAGACAAAUUGAAGAUGAUAGCAGAACUGAAGGGAGAUUAUGCUGAACUGCCUGAACCAGAGCAAUUUGGAGUUGUGAUUAGUUCAGUUUCCCGUCUAAUGCCUCGCCUCCGUGCCAUCCUCUUCAAACUACAAUUCAGUGAACAGGUGGAAAACAUCAAGCCACAAAUAGUUUCUGUGACAGCAGCCUGUGAGGAAGUCCGUAAGAGUGAGAAUUUCUCCAAUUUACUCUCCAUCAUCCUUCUGGUGGGCAAUUAUAUGAAUUCUGGAUCCAUGAAUGCUGGUGCUUUUGGUUUUAACAUCAGUUUCCUCUGCAAGCUCCGAGACACCAAGUCGGCUGAUCAGAAAUUGACGUUGUUGCACUUUUUGGUUGAAACAUGUGAGCAGCAGUAUCCUGAUGUGUUGAAGUUUCCUGAUGAACUCAUCCAUGUGGAGAAGGCUUGUCAAGUUUCUGCUGAAAAUUUACGGAAAAACCUGGAUCAGAUGAAGAAACAGAUUUCAGAUGUGCAGCGUGAUGUUGACAGUUUCCCCAGCGCUACAGAAGAGAAAGAUAAAUUUGUAGAGAAAAUGACUAGCUUUGUUAAAGAGGCCCAAGAGCAGUAUGAGAAGCUACGGAUGAUGCACUCAAACAUGGAAAACCUUUAUAAGGAAUUAGGUCAAUACUUCCUGUUUAACACCAAUAAAGUAUCAAUUGAGGACUUCUUCACUGAUCUCCACAACUUCAGAAACAUGUUUGUGCAAGCGUUAAAGGAAAACCAGAAGCGGCGAGAGACAGAAGAGAAGAUGCGAAGAGCUAAACUAGCCAAAGAGAAAGCAGAAAAGGAAAGGCAGGAGAAGCAACAGAAGAGAGAGCAACUGAUUGACAUGAAUGCAGAAGGCGAUGAAACCGGAGUUAUGGACAGUUUAAUGGAGGCCUUGCAGUCAGGAGCAGCUUUCCGUAGAAAAAGGGGACCACGCCAAGCAAACAGAAAAGUUGGAUGCGCUGUCACUUCAUUAUUAGCUUCAGAGCUCACCAAGGAAGAUGCCCUUGGUGGAAGCAAGCAAAGCAAGGUGCGCAGAAAUGAAGACGAUGGAGGACUUGCUGGAGAAGUUCCUGAUGAAACCACCCAGGCAGCAAGCAGCCGUCAGAACUAGAGUUGAAUGCCAGGGUGGGACUAUGACGCCUUUUGCGCCGGAGACGUUUUACAGAGGAAUUGAAACAACACUGAGUCACUUUGUAAACUUUUGAAUUUUUUGUUUUAUUUUCCAUGGGCACGAAGAGAUAAAUGAUGCAAUCAGUUCUGCCUUGUCCCCUCUAGGGUUGUUUUGCAACACCUCUUGAGCUUUUUGCUACCACAUACAUCUCAUCUUGAAUUUCCCAUCUGCCUUUCUCAGAAUCAGAACUACAAAGCUUUCUGCUGAGCAUGCACCAUGCUUGGAGCAAAAGUGACUGGUGCUCCUGUGUUGGCUCCAUCCCCUGCAGGCGGGGGGAGCAGGGGGAGGAGUAUAACCUGAAAUGGGGAAAGGAAGCCAAGACGAAGAGCCUGAAGGCCAUCUCUCUGCACUGAUGUUGCCAAAGCAGGAAUGCAACAAACUGCCUUAACCUGGACUUUUUUAUUUUUAGCUGUUCAUAUAUGUGGGCAGCCUGGGCUGUUGGAAUAUCUCACAGGCCUCUUUCUUCCCCCAAAGCUCCCCAUCCAGCCGUGCUGGUGGCCAGUGUUGCUCCCACCUGCAGUGAUCCAUAGGAGGAAACCCCAUGAGACAUCUUAGAUGGUGUCCCUCCCAUCCCAUCCUGCAUUGCCAACUGCCAUGCUGUGCAGCACCUGCUUUUCUUACUUGCUACCUAGUGCUAGGAAAGAAAAUGUCUCUUGGAUCACAGUGUCACUGUAGUGACAGGACUCUAUCUGAUCAUGAUGGGGAAUGUUGUCCUUUUUCUUUGUGUUGAGAUGAUUUUUGCUGCUCUGCUGUGCUGCUAUCUCUGUCUUUUUACACAAACUUCCUGUCACUGUAGAAAUGAUAAUGGUGACCCAUUAAGAGAAAGUUGUGAUUGUUCUCUGCUAACUAGCUGGAGGGGGAGCGUGCUGCAUCUACCUCCGCAAGCUUUUGAGCCAAGAGGAUUCUGCGAUACACAACCUCAGGGACAGGUGUCUUUGCUCCUCAUACCUGAGCAAAAGUAUUUACUGCAACCCCAAAAUAAUGCAUCUUGAGUUGUAAUCCUCUGCUGUGUACUACUCCUGCUGGACUUGCUACUGGAAGAAUUUAUACAUUCCUUGAUCUGUGGCAAAAUCCCUUGUGUAGCUGAAGCACAGUCUGCAAGCUGCCACCUGGGCCUCCAAGCCCUAUUUGCUUUUGCCAGUGCCAUGCCAUGCAGACAAACGUAUCUAACCUCCAUGUGGUGGUGGAAGAAUAGUGGAUUUUCCAAAAGUGGGAUAUCACUGUUGCAAAUGUAUCUAUUUUUCUAUCAGGUUUUGUUUUAAAAGGUAGUGAUGGUAAAAUGAAAAUAUCUCAAAUACAUGCUUUUUCCUGGAAUUCCUUCCUUGCACUGUUGUAACUUUUAACACCAUUCACCUACAGGAGCCAAAUUAUUCAUCUACCAGUAGGCUUUUAUAUUUGGACUUGCAUCACUCAUGACACUUUACUGAGAUUUCCAUGGUCAGAGAAAUUUCUAAUGUUAAGAAGUCGUGUAGCUUUGCCAACAGAACCCUCUUUUCAUUACUCCUUUGGGGGCCACAGUUUCUAAGUCCUGCCUGUUCUGUCUUGAUAGGGGCAGGCCAGAAGCAUUACUCUGCAGAGGCCUGAAAGUGCCCUCUCUCCCAGGUGUUUAGUUUGGAUGUAAGUCAGCUUCCUUGAUUUCUUGGGUUGGGUACUAUUUGGAGUUCUCUGGCCUCAAGAGUAUCCCUCUAUUUGCUUAAGCAUAAUUUACAUUGCCAAAUGGUUCUAGAGCAGUAGAGUUUUUAAAAAUUGCCUGUGCACACACACUCCUGUGUACAGUCCUUUCAAACUUCACAGCCAUUUUAAUUGAUAAAUGUUCAUAAUGUAAUCGGUGGGGAUACAUACAUACCUGAUUGUCUGUCUUCAUGUAGGCGUGUUGACAGCCUCAGGUGAAUAUGGGAAAUGACUGAAAAUUUAUGGAGGUACACUGCUGAAUGCUCAUGAUCAUUUAAUGAGUAUUCCAGUGUGGGGAAGUUUGUAUGUGCUAGACAGUUGUAAAAAUGCAUUUUAGAUUGGCAACAUUCAUGUGCUGUUUGUUACAGUGCUUUGGAUAUUAAUGCAUAAAAUAAAUCUACUUCAGAUGGUCAUAGAUGGAGAGGACAGAAUAGUGCAAAUCAGGGAAAUGGGAUGCUUAGAUUCCCGAGGUCCACCUCCACUUGGCUUCAGGUCUUCAGAUCCCUUCUUUCUCCCUCAUUUUUGCAGAGUGACAGUUAAGCCCCAAGAGCCAGGGAGGUACAGGUAUGGCAUGCUCUGGGAAAAUUUGGACUCUUUUCUGAAAAUCACUUGCUCCUUCACCCAUUUGCCAACUGAAACACAAUUUUUGAAACAGCUAUUUCAAAAAGGAAUAAUAGCCCAAGGUCAAAGAAGACUCUUCCAAAACUAAUCCAAGAUUUGGGUGAAUUUAAUCUCUGGAUUUUGCCCAGUGCUAUUGGCACUAUAAAGAUAGGAGCAAAGAGGCGUGAGAAAGUAGAACUUGCCCCAUCAUUUUUGCAACAACAUCAAGAGGAAGAGGUUUGGAGUUUCCUACCCCUUUCCUCUGGCUAAGCGGAAAAGACGUCCUUCUUUUGGUCCGUUCCAGGAAGGCCUGCACAAUCAACAAGGCUGAGGAUAGGACUCUUCUGGGAUUGUUGAUGUCCUGUGUCAGCAUUAUCACAGUGUUCACUGUAUGCAAUCAUACACAUGACUAAAAGUAGAUGUUUUUUCUAUCACUUCUGGGCAUAGCCCACGUUAUCUCUCUUCAUUCUUAUUUCCGAUUUUCUGUCUCGCAAUUUUAUCCCCUUUCUCUCUUUGUUGUGUCUCCCAUCCCUUUUGUCUUCCACUUUCUCUGCCCAUUUCCAUUUCCUUUCCUUUCUAACUACACAUAAAAUAGCCACAUGGCACUAUCUCCUCCAACCUCUCCCCCCCUCCCCCUCUCUCUCACACACACACACACACAUUUAAACAGCAUACAUCCACGCACUUCUCUCCACCUUUUAUCUCUCCCUUUCAUUCCUACUGGGUUUGCAGUAUCACACUUUCAUCCUCACAUCCACAUUCAUUGUGUUUAGGGGAACCCCUUACUCAGCAAAAUUGGAGUAUUGUAUAAGUUACUGCAUUUGUAGUGCCAAACUUGGUUCUGGCCUGGUAGCGAGGUUGCCAGUUUCCAGGAAAGAGAACUGCUUAUACUCGGUAGUAGCACUUCCAGUCUUUCCUCCAUGGUAAUGGGCAAAAAACGUAAGAAGCUAUACUGCAGAUACAGCAAUAAAGCUUUCUUGGUAGUACUGAGUGCUAACAGCAUAUUCAGCCUCUACAAAUGUAGCCAUUAAGGUCCCAUAGCGGUGACAGGCUAUAUUCAGUCCUUCCAAAAGGUAGCUGAAGAGGCAGUAAAUUUGGUCCUUUCCCAGAAUCACACCUAUCUAGGGCCUAGGCACUGAUGGUCAUGGGAACAGGCAGAUCUGGCUCUCCAUUACUAUUUCUAUAGUCAGCCAUUUGUUUUCUUCCCUGGGCAAGCACAUAACCAUCAUACAGAAGAAAACAGAUGGACCUGCUUAGGAAAUUUGAACCUAUAAAUCAUCUCUGCCUCCCACACUGAGAUUACCCCUACCAUUGGUGGCAUAGGGAUUGACACAUCCACCUCUCUGGAAGAAAAGACUGCAGUUCUGAAAAAGAAUAUUUGGUCCACAACCCAGAUGAUGACAGGUGACAAUAUCUGGGGCAGGUGUUACUUCCUCACAUGUAGCCUUAGAUUGCUCCUAUUUGAUCAGACAGUUCUCACCAUUGCUUCUAUUGAGGAAAAUAUUCAUCCUUGACUUUCCCAUUCUUUCCCAGGACUGAUUUUCAAGUGACUUGAUGAUAUCACUCAUUAUAGCUGAAUAGGGGGGUAGAGACGGUUUACUUGGGGUGAAGGGGGGAGCCACUGAACUCCCAGGCUGCCUUCUUUAUGCUCUUCCAAGAAAGGGAUAAAAGGGAAGACCCUGCAUGAGAAGAAGGUACUAUCUUCCUUGGUGUCUCAUUCUGGGGAAUUGUUACUUCAUGUGGACUGGAGUGGAUUGUGCAAAGGCUGUGCUGCCAAAUAGUCACCUCAUUCAAUUUUAAAUCCCAGUUUCUAAGACAACAGUAGAAAUAUGGUGGUUGCUUCCCUCCUUGCGGUGGAUGUGAGGUGGUAGAACCAAAGCAGAAGAGAAUAAAUUGUUGGUGCUUGAAGUAGACAUAGGAGAGUGCAGUGAUAGGCUGAUUUCUGCCUUUCUGUCCUGUUCCUUCAUCUGCAGUAUGAAAAUAAACAGAUUGGUGGGGUUGUGACCAAGAUGCUUUUAUCCGGGUGGACAAUAGCCAAUAGCUUAUAUUAAUUCCACUAAGAGUUUCCUCUACAUUGCAGUUUUCAGAGGCAGUUAUGCACGCAGACCCUCCUCACGACUAGACAUAUCAUCAUCUUAAUGUUUCACAUAUAGUGACUCAGAUGAACAUCUAUUUGAUAUCGACCUAACCAUAUUCCCAAAAUUUCCUCCAAUAAGACACUUUCCCACCUCUUUUCAAUGAAGUGAAGCUCAAAGGCUGUAUUUUCUAAAUAAACUGUUUCUUAACAGAGAGAAGUGAAAUUGUCUCCAACAGAUUGCCAACCAUUUUUGAUGGGGACUGGGUGGUGUUUUCUGUACAGCGGGUUGGACAUUGCCUCCAAGUCCUUCCAGGACAUUGGCCGUAGUGAGCCCUUCUUUGUAAUGCUCAUCUUCUCUCUCCCCCAAACCAAUGGUGUGCCACUGGGAUUUUUCAACUUUUAUUUUUUUAUUGUAGAAUAUUUUUCGUUAUCUUUCAUAAGGGUGCACAUUACAAUCCAUAGUGUAUUAGUUUUCUUUCCUGAAAACAAAGUUGUGACACUGGGAUCUUUGUAACUUUUAUUUUUAAUGAAAUCCUGUUAAGUUAUAUUUCAUAAGAGGAAAAAAUUAUAAUUGAUAGUUUAUUGGGUGUUUGGGGUGUAAACAUAUCUAAUUUUUGUUCCAAACUGUUAAUAAAAAUGUUUCCCAUU
Molecule: messenger RNA, 9043 nt
Organism: Anolis carolinensis (green anole)
Lineage: Eukaryota; Metazoa; Chordata; Lepidosauria; Squamata; Anolidae
Gene: diaph1
Product: diaphanous related formin 1
Exons: 27
Biological process (GO): actin cytoskeleton organization; actin filament polymerization
Cellular component (GO): actin filament
Molecular function (GO): small GTPase binding; actin binding
Source: RefSeq, a predicted model, not a curated record